AUGUCUUCCGUCAGCUCCACUUUCCACAUCCCAUUUCCCCGUGCCUUCCUCCCAGUCAACACUCCCGCGAAGCAGUCCAUCAGCCCUACAGAUGUCCCCGCUUCGCCCGAGUCGGAGCAGCCUGCUCACGGCUUUCUUUCAAACCGACCAGCGUUUGUACCGGGCCACCAAUCGAAGUCUUCAGUCUCCAGCAUCACCAGCACAGCCACGUCCGACGCUGGCACUAUCAGCGCGCCAUCUUCUCCCCCCACAAAGGCUGCCGAUUCACCAAUCCUUGGCCCGAAGGUGUUCACUCCUCUGGCGGUUAACACAAAGCAUGCGCUUCCGCCGCAGAGUGUCAAGGAGAUGAGCGCCAUGGAGAAGGGCGGCUUCUUGUCGAACAGGCACUAG
Molecule: messenger RNA, 390 nt
Organism: Cucurbitaria berberidis CBS 394.84
Lineage: Eukaryota; Fungi; Ascomycota; Dothideomycetes; Pleosporales; Cucurbitariaceae
Exons: 1
Coding region: 1-390 (129 amino acids)
Source: RefSeq, a predicted model, not a curated record